This is a messenger RNA of Centropristis striata (black sea bass), 4597 nucleotides long. RefSeq names its product protocadherin 10b (gene pcdh10b). The transcript has 5 exons. NCBI's taxonomy places the organism in Eukaryota, Metazoa, Chordata, Actinopteri, Perciformes, Serranidae. The record is from RefSeq and is a predicted model, not a curated record. Gene Ontology annotation, molecular function: calcium ion binding. Gene Ontology annotation, cellular component: plasma membrane. Gene Ontology annotation, biological process: homophilic cell-cell adhesion. Bases 487 to 3378 code for a protein of 963 amino acids.
GGGGACCGCAGUGAGGAGCAGGGUGCCAAGAGGAGAACCAGAGCCAGAAAACAGGAGGACAAGUCUGACAUUUGUUUCCUGAUUAGGGAGUAUCUCAGAAGAGAACAUGCAUCUCUUAUUUUUCUUAUAUGGAUAUUGAUUUCUUCUUUUUUCCCUCUCCAAACUCCUCUCCAGACUGGUUUCAGCAGCACUGCGCUUCAUUGGAAUGUGCGCUGUGGCUUCUCCGGGACACGUCUCAAUGCAAGACCACGUAGAUAGAAUAGAGAAGAGCUCCUGCAGUCAUUAAAACUCCUUAACGCAUCGCAAUGUCUCACUUUUAACGGGACGCAUUUCUCUGGACGCCUUACACCUUUUUGGAGACUUUUACGCAUUUUGGAGACUUUGUCUCCCGGCUGAAAUGGGUGAUGGAAAUGGACAUUUUGUCCGUUAACAGAGGAUAAUAAGGUUUAUAAUAUUUUCUACCUAAGUGCACUUGUUUUCCCGGCGAUGAUUGUGCUUUUGAUUGUCCUGUGCAUCGCGGAUGGAGUGCUCUCUCAGAUACGCUACUCUGUGCCGGAGGAGGCGGACCAUGGCACCUUGGUGGGGAAUAUCGCCGAGGACCUGGGACUGGACCUUACCAAACUGGCCUCCCGCCGCUUCCAGGUGGUGCCCAACUCUCGGACACCAUACCUGGAGGUGAACCUGGAGAACGGCGUCCUGUUCGUGAACGAGAAAAUCGACCGGGAGCAAAUCUGCAAGCAGAGCGCCAACUGCCAGCUCAACAUGGAGGUGUUUUUGGAAAACCCGCUGGAGCUGUUUCGGGUGGAAAUUGAAGUGGUGGACAUUAACGACAACCCGCCCAGCUUCCCGGAGACGGACAUCACGGUGGAGAUCUCGGAGAGCGCCACUCCGGGAACCCGUUUCCCCCUGGAGAGCGCCUUCGACCCGGACGUGGGCUCGAACGCUUUACGCACGUAUGAUAUCACCACCAACAACUACUUUUACCUGGACGUGCAGACCCAAACGGACGGGAACAAGUUCGCGGAGCUGGUGCUGGAGAAGCCGCUGGACCGGGAGCAGCAGGCGGCGCACAGGUACGUGCUGACGGCGGUGGACGGCGGCCAGCCGCCCCGGACCGGCACCGCGCUGCUGGUGGUCAAAGUGUUAGACUCUAACGAUAACGUGCCGGUGUUCGACCAGCCCGUCUACACGGUGAGCCUGUCGGAGAACGCGCCGGUGGGCAUGCUGGUCAUCCAGCUGAACGCCACCGACAUGGACGAGGGACUUAACGGGGAGAUCGUGUAUUCCUUCAGUAACCACAUCUCCAGCCGCGUAAAGGACCUGUUCAGCAUAGACCCGCGCACCGGGCGCAUCGAGGUGCGCGGAGAGGUGGAUUUCGAGGAGAGCGGCUUGUAUCAGAUCUUUGUCCAGGCCAAGGACCUGGGGCCGAACGCCGUGCCCGCGCACUGCAAAGUGCUGGUCAAAGUCACCGACGUGAACGACAACGCGCCGGAGAUCACCUUCAGCACCGUCACCGAGUCGGUGAGCGAGAAGGCGGCUCCCGGGACCGUCAUCGCGCUGCUCAGUGUCACCGACCGGGACGCGGAGGAGAACGGCCAGAUCCACGUGGAAAUCCUCGGCGACGUGCCGUUUAAAUUAAAAUCCUCCUUCAGGAAUUAUUUCACCAUAGUGACCGACGGGCCGCUGAACCGGGAGCAGGCGGACUCUUACUCCGUGACUGUGGUGGCGCGGGAUAAAGGGACGCCCUCCCUGGCCGCCAGUAAGUCCAUCAGGGUCCAGGUGUCGGAUGAGAACGACAACGCGCCCACCUUUACGCAGCCCAUCUAUGAUGUGUAUGUGACCGAGAACAACGUGCCAGGGGCGUACAUCCACGCGGUCACGGCCCUGGACCCGGACAUCGGGCAGAACGCGCUCAUCAGCUACUCCAUCCUGGAGUGUGACAUCCAGGGCAUGUCGGUGAAGACCUACGUGUCCAUCAACGAGGAGACCGGCUACCUGUACGCGCUGCGCUCCUUCGACUACGAGCAGCUGAAGGACUUCUCCUUCAUGGUGCAGGCCAAAGACGCGGGCACCCCGGAGCUCUCCUCCAACUCCACCGUCAAAGUCAUCAUCGUGGACCAGAAUGAUAACGCCCCCCUGGUCCUGGCCCCCUUGGGGAAGAACGGCACCGCCAGGGAGCCCCUCCCCCGCUCCGCCGAGCCGGGCUACCUGGUGACCCGCAUCGUCGCCAUGGACGCGGACGACGGCGAGAACGCGCGGCUGUCCUACAGCAUCCAGAGGGGCAACGAGAACGGCAUGUUCCGGAUGGACUGGAGGACCGGGGAGCUCCGCACGGCCAGGCGGGUGUCGGCCAAGCGGGACCCCCACCAGCUCUACGACCUGCUGAUAGAGGUGAGGGACCACGGCCAGCCGCCGCUGUCCUCCAGCGCCAGCGUGCUGGUGAUGCUGGUGGACAGCGUGGCUGAGGGCCGUGGCAGUGGGGACCGAGGAGGCUCCACCAAGGCCAAAGACGGGACCCUGGACCUGACCCUGAUCCUCAUCAUCGCGCUGGGUUCCGUCUCCUUCAUCUUCCUGCUGGUCAUGAUCGUGCUGGCGGUGCGCUGCCAGAAGGACAAAAAGCUCAACUUUUACACCUGCCUGACCAGCGAGUGCUGCCUGGGCUGCAGCUCGUGCUGCUCCCGGCAGGCCCGGGCCCGCAAGAAAAAGCUCAGCAAGUCGGAUAUCAUGCUGGUGCAAAGCGCGGGUAACGUCAGCGGGGCCGGCACGGCUCAGGUCCCCGUGGAGGAGUCAGGGAGCUUCGGCUCGCAUCAUCAAAACCAGAACUAUUGCUACCAGGUAUGUCUGACUCCAGAGUCUGCCAAAACCGACCUCAUGUUCCUAAAGCCGUGUAGUCCGUCUAGGAGCACUGACACCGAUCACAACCCGUGCGGGGCCAUAGUGACAGGGUACACAGACCAGCAGCCUGACAUCAUAUCAAACGGCAGCAUUUUAUCAAACGAGACCAAACACCAGCGUGCUGAACUCAGCUACCUGGUGGACAGGCCCAGACGCGUCAACAGUUCGGCGUUCCAGGAGGCGGACAUGGUCAGCUCCAAAGACAGCGGCCACGGAGACAGCGAGCAGGGGGACAGCGACCACGACGCCACCAACCGAGGACACUCCUCCGGAGCAGACCUUUUCUCUAACUGUACGGAGGAGUGUAAGGCGCUGGGCCACUCAGAUCGCUGCUGGAUGCCGAGCUUCGUGCCCUCCGACGGGCGCCAGGGCCCGGACUACCGCAGCAACCUGCACGUGCCCGGCAUGGACUCGGUCCCGGACACAGAGCGAGGAAAAGGGUUUGCUAGCUCCUUCCGCGUGGACAUACCGGAGACCGCGUGACUUUGCACAAUCACUCCUCGACGACCAAGGCUAUAAAAAAAAAAAGCAUCAAGUUUUCAACCCAUUUUGCCCUCCCUGCCCUCAUCCCUCCUCACCCAGCCAAAAAUUAGAAAACAAAAACACAAACUCGACUACUUCUACGAAACGAAAAAAAAAAAACGAGGAAGGAGCCCCCCUUUUUCUUGGAUUCCUCGGAGCACUGCCGGGCUUUGGAGGCACCCCACUCUCUGGAUUAAAAGGACACGAGUGGGAGUGGAGGCAGGCAGGCAGGUGGAUGGAUGGAUAGCCUUACUGGGAGGACCCCAUUGUCUCAGCAGGACUGAGAAACUAACAGAGGAGGAGGAAGGACAGCGAUGACGGACGGAGAGAUAAAACUGGACGCUAUAAUCUCUCCGUCUUUUUCCAAUCUGCGUGUGCCUGUUUACAGCACUGAUGUAUACAUCUUUGAGGAAAAUAAAACCAGACGAAGACUCACAUUAUGUGUACUGAAAGACAAAUCAAAACACGAGAGCCACCCAGAAAAACCGCCACUGAGCCCUUUAGGCGUUUGUACUCGCAGAGAGACGCCACGUUGUACAGGAGAAUCUUUGUGCAUUUCAAAAUGCAAUACCACUGUUUUAGAUUUUUCUAUUCUGUUCGUGUGGUCAGGUGUCUCUAUUCAGAUCUACUUCAAACUUUGUAAGAAAAGAUUGUGGGCAGGAUAUUUUUUUAUUUGAUUUUUGCUUUUAUUUUUUAUGGUUUUUCUUCUUUUUUUUUCGCUUUCACUGCAAAAAAGGUGUGUCUAAAAACAAGAUAAAAACAGUAAAUCUGAGGGAAAUUGUCUUAAUGCAUGGACAGAUAAUUUACCUUGACAAGAUUUCCUUAAAAUAAGAUUGUUAAAUCUAGAAAUAAGCAUGUUGAACGCUUAAAAUAAGAAAUGAACUCUUAAAACAAGAUACACUUGUAAAUCUAAAGGUUUUUUUUGCAUCUUGGUCUUUUAUCUCGGGCCAGUUCAUCGCUGCUUGCAGCUUUAAUUUAUCUCGUUCCAACAAUUUUCCUCCGCUUAGCUGGGGCCGGGUCGCAGGGGCAGCAGGCUAAGCAGGGUAUUUCCUUUUUAUGUAACUUUAUACUUCUACUUCACUACAUCUCAAGGCAAAUAUUUUACUUUUUACUCCACCACAUUUAGCUGACAGUUACUUUUCAGUUUCGAGAUUUAACAUAAAAACAUGACACUUUUAAA